This is a messenger RNA of Plasmodium falciparum 3D7, 2055 nucleotides long. RefSeq lists its product as uncharacterized. NCBI's taxonomy places the organism in Eukaryota, Apicomplexa, Aconoidasida, Haemosporida, Plasmodiidae. The record is from RefSeq and is a predicted model, not a curated record.
AUGGAUGAAAAUAAGUACUUCAAAGAAAAUUUUAUUUAUGUCGAUGUAGAAAAAGAAAAAGAGGAAAAGAAAAAAGUUUAUGUAGAAUAUAUAAAAAGAUGCUUUAAUUAUUUACUUAGACAAGAUGAUAAUUUCAUUUUAUUUACCUUAAAAAAAAAUGUCUCUCUGUUGUCCUACUUUUUUUCAUAUUUAUUAAAGUCAGAUCGAAAUUAUGACCAUCCAUUUGAAUUAUUAGGUGAUGAUAAAAAAUAUAAUGCAGAAUUAAAUUUGUGUAUUUUAAAUUUUUAUUUAAAAUUAGUAGAUAUUUAUUUAAAUAAAAACAUGUGUGAUGUUUUGUUUUUAAAGAAUGUUUUUAUAAAAAUACAUAUCAUGAUGGAUAUUAUUAUGAUGUGUUAUACUGUAGAUAAAAAAAAUAAAAGGAUUAAAACAUAUAUAUAUAAUAUUUAUAAUAAAACACAAUUUAAUUGUUUUUAUAUUUUUAAAUAUAUUAAGCAUCUAUAUGAAGAAUUAAAAAAUAUGAAAAAAAAAUUAGAGCAUUAUAUAACGUAUAAAAAUAAGAUAACACAAUAUAUCGUUCAAUUAAAUGAAUUACUUUUUACCAUAUAUUGUUUUUGUAAAUUUUUUAAAAAAUAUCAUUACUUUGAUAUAAAGGAAAAUAAAUUAUCCAACGAAUUAAUUAUCGUAAAAUUAAUGAUAUACACUGAUGAUAAAAACAAUAUUGACGACGACAGGAACAAUCAUACAUCUCAGGAUAUGUUGUUAAAGGGAGAUACAUCAUUUCUUUAUAUUUUUAUUCAAACAUAUGUUGAAAUGAUUAAUCAUGUUUAUGAUAGCCAAUUGAAUGAUGGUCAUAUGAAGGAUAUUUUAUUUCUAAGGUACCGAUAUAUGUGUAUUUUAAACAUUCUAAUAAAAUAUAAUUUAAAAUAUGGUGAUAGUAAAAACAGUGUAUUUUACUUUUCGCUUAUUGUGGAUAUGUUAAAAGAGAAAAGCAAUAAAACAAAUAUACAAUUCAUAAAAAAUGACAUACAAUUAUGUAAUUGGUUGUUUCUUGAUAAAUAUAUAUUAGAAGAAAAUGUAAUUGAUCUCUAUUUUUUUUCUUAUAUAAAUAAUUUUAUGAAUUUAAAAAACAAAAAACAAGUCGAACAAAUUAUUCAUAAGAAAUAUAAAAAUGAAAUCGAUCAAAUAAAAGAAAUAACAAAUGUAAACAAUAAUAAUUUUAUUUUAAAAAUUUUAAAAAAAUAUAAUUUUAACAUAUCUCAAUCGAUAGAAUAUAUUUUUAUGAACCAACUUAACCAGGAUAAUAAUCAAAAUGAUGAAAAGAGUGAUGAUGAUAAUGAUGAAGAUAAUAAUGAUGAAGAUAAUAAUGAUGAAGAUAAUAAUAAUGAUGAAGAUAAUAAUAAUGAUGAUGAUAAUAAUAAUGAUGAUGAUAAUAAUAAUGAUGAUAAUAAUAAUGCGCAAAACGUACAACAUACUGAUAAUAUAUUUUAUAAGAAAAAAAUGAAUAAAAUUUUACCAGGAAACGAAAAAUACAAUAACAUAGAUAAGGAUAUUAAUGAAGAUAUAUUAGAUAUGAAAAAUAAAAAAUUAAAUAAUGUGAUUGAAUUAUUAAAAAAACGCAAUAUAAUAAAAAGUACACAAAAAAAGAAAACACAUAAAUAUAAAUAUAUAAAUAAUACAUUAGAUGAAGAGAAUAAAAAUAAAAUACUUAACAUAAGUGAAUCAUCAAGCAAUGAUGAAGAAUCAUCAGAUAUGUCUUUAGAUAAUUUUAGAAACGAAAUUAUUAAUUCAAGUAAGUAUAGAAAAAAUGAAGUACAACAAGAUGAAGAAAAUGAACAACCUGCUAAUAUUAAGAAAGGAGAGAACACUCAAUUAUAUGAAAAGAAUCCCUUAUCGUUUAAAAGUAGCAGAAAUAAUUUAAACACUAUAAAAAAUAUAAAGGAUGAACACAAUAUACAAUCGGAUAACAAGAAACGAUAUUAUUAUAAAAAAACGGUUAAUAAGGGGCGAUCUCAUAGAAAUAAUUUUGACAAAAAGAUGAGCAAAGGGAUGUUUUGA